AUGCACACGAAACGUGCUCGCUAAUAAAGCCAGUGCAGCGGACUUGUAGAGUUUUUGUUAAAAAGCAGGUGUUACGCUAUUAAUUACAGAGAUGUCAAAGAAAGGGCGAGUGUACAAAUUAUAUCAAUAUUCAGACAGUGAUUUGGAGAAAGCUUUUGAAAAAUGCAGGAAUGGAGAGUCCUUCAGGAAAGUAGCUGCUGAAUUGAACGUUCCUAGAUCUACACUAUUCGCCAAAAUCAAGAAGAAUAUUCCAUUGCGUGCAAGGAGAGGCCCCAAAACGAUUUUAUUAAAAGAAGAGGAAAAUCGACUAAAGAACUGGAUACUUAAUAAAGCUAGAUUAGGUUUUCCAAUGCAUUCAGAUGAAGUCAAGAUUGCUGUUAAGAAAAUUUUGGAUGAAGCUGGACGAGAAUCUAUGUUCAAAGAUAACAAACCAGGAGACAAGUGGAUGCAGUUAUUUUUGAAAAGACAUCCAGAAAUAAAAGAAAAACUGACUGAACUGGCCUUGAAAAGUCAUGUGUGUGUAAGUGAGGAAAAGUUAAGAGAAUGGUUUAGUGGAGUUAAAAGUUAUUUAGAAGAAACUAAUUCAAUUAGUGUUUUGGAGAGACCUGAAAGCAUUUUUAAUGGAGAUGAAACUAGUAUUCCACUUUAUCCUAAGAGUGGGCGCCUAUUGGGACCAGGAAAAGAAAGAAAUUUUCAUGAAAUAUCAACUGGUAAAGAAACAGAAACAGUGACUGUGUUGUGUUCAUUCUCUGCUGCAGGUGCGUCUCUACCACCAAUGAUAAUGUUUCCGUACAAGCGGAUACCAGCGUACUUGACAAAAUCCGUCCCAGCUGAUUGGUCGAUAGGUCGUUCAGAAUCAGGCUGGACGGUAUCAAGUACUUUUUAUCAGUAUAUAGCAAAUGUUUUCUAUCCUUGGUGUGUGAAACAGAACGUGCAAUUUCCUGUUAUUUAUUUCCUGAAUGGGCAUAAAUCUCAUUUGUCUUUAGAAUUGAGUGACUUCUGCACAGAGCAUAAUAUUAUUUUGGUUUCACUGUUUCCUCAUGCGACCCACAUCAUUCAACCUUGUGACGUUGCAAUAUUUAGACCUAUGAAGUACAAAUGGAGAGACGUAGUCGAACUUUACCAGCAAGAAACUCAAGCAUUGCUUACGAAGGCAACUUUUGCUCCGUUGUUUAAGAAAGCUUUUGAUAGGCUAAGUGUUGAUACAAUAAAAAAUGGCUUUCGAAAAUGUGGAUUAUAUCCAUUCAAUGCAGAUGCUAUUGAUUACGACCGGUGCAUAUCAACUCGUCGACAGCAGAUGAAGGGUAACGUUGGUAUUGAGGAGACAAGAGUAUCAUUAAAGCACAGUGAUUUUAUUUCGACCAAAAAAUUCUUUGAUUGCUUCCUUGAAAAACGAAGAAUACAGGAAUUUACUGAAAUAAGAAAGAACAAUCAAAGUUGUAAUGACGAAACAUACUUAUUGUGGAAGACUUGUAUUGAGAAGUUAGAAUUAGCAGAGGCAGAAGAAAGUCAAUGUACAAAAGAAACUACAGCUGAAAAUCACUGUCAACAUAAUUUUAUGGAAGAUAAUGUCAGCACGAGUGACGAUGGUUGUGACGGGAUAGCGAUUGAAAGAAGUGAAUAUUUUGAAUACUUCGUCGCAGCCCAGUCAAAGUGUCAAAGAUGAAACUAGUCUAGUUACCCUGAAUUCCGAAGAAAGUAUGCAGCUAAUACUAACAAUUUCUGUAGAAGUAGAAAAUAACGAGCG
Messenger RNA from Ceratina calcarata, 1747 nucleotides. RefSeq lists its product as uncharacterized. The record is from RefSeq and is a predicted model, not a curated record. Gene Ontology annotation, molecular function: DNA binding. Bases 92 to 1666 code for a protein of 524 amino acids. Gene Ontology annotation, cellular component: nucleus. NCBI's taxonomy places the organism in Eukaryota, Metazoa, Arthropoda, Insecta, Hymenoptera, Apidae. The transcript has 2 exons.